CAUAGACCAAUAGGGGGUUGGGGUAAAUCCCUUCUGAGUUGUCUUUACGCGGGUCUACCCCAUUUCGUCAACAGUUCAAGAGUGGACUCUGAGGACUGAACAUUUAUUUCAUCUUCGAUACGAUUCAUCAUGAGAGUUCUUUUGGCCUUGACUUUAUUGCUUGGCUCGGCCAGUGCCGUGUCCUUCUUUGAGGUCGUUGUUGAGGAAUGGGAGUCCUGGAAAUUUGCCCAUGCUCAGAACUAUUCUAGUCCGGCUGAGGAGAAAUUCCGCAUGAAGGUCUUCAUGGAGAACAAGGCCAAGGUGGCCAAACAUAACAACCAAGCUCAUCGAGGACAACACACCUACUUCAUGAAGAUGAACAAGUAUGGAGAUCUCCUCCACCACGAGUUUACCAAUCUAAUGAACGGUUACCGAAUGGACUUGCGAAAGAAAUCUCCUGUGGGAGCCACUUUCAUCUCGCCCGCCAAUGUUGAGCUGCCCACCGAGGUUGAUUGGAGAACCAAGGGCGCCGUCACUCCUGUCAAGGAUCAAGGCCAAUGUGGCUCCUGUUGGGCGUUCUCGGCCACCGGAUCAUUGGAGGGUCAGCACUUCCGCAAGAAUGGCAAGAUGGUGUCCCUGUCUGAACAGAACUUGCUCGAUUGCUCCACGUCUUAUGGCAAUGAAGGCUGUGGUGGUGGCCUCAUGGACUUUGCCUUCACGUAUGUCAAGGAUAAUGGCGGCAUUGACACAGAGACCGGUUACCCGUACGAGGGUCAAGACGAAUCUUGCCGCUACCAAGUCAACACCAGGGGCGCCACCGACAAAGGCUUCGUCGAUGUGCCGAAAGGCGAUGAGGGGAAACUCAAGGAGGCUGUGGCCACCAUUGGACCCGUUUCCGUGGCUAUUGAUGCCUCCAAAGACUCUUUCCAAUUCUAUUCUCAUGGUAUCUAUGAUGAAGAAGAAUGCGAGCCAAAUGCCCUUGAUCACGGUGUUCUAGUUGUUGGUUAUGGAACUGAAGAGGGAGUGGAUUAUUGGUUGGUCAAGAAUUCCUGGGGAACCAGUUGGGGCGAUGCUGGAUACUUGAAGAUGAUUCGGAACAAGGAUAAUCAAUGUGGAAUUGCUUCAGAGGCAUCAUACCCGCUUGUGUAGGCAAAAAAAGAAGAUAUUUUUCGCUUCAAGACUAACUGAUUUAUCGUGGUAUUCUUGUUUUGGUUUUCUAAACGUCCUCCUUGGAACAAUAGUGAAACAUUGUGCGGUUAUAAAACAUAAUAGAUUAUUUACCGUUCCAAGAACUCUCGCUUUCAUUUAUUACAAAUCACGUACCGUUUUCCAUACUUGUUUGGUCACCUUUCAAUAUUGAUGUCUCGUUGACAUAUUUUAGUACUUGGAAAUCCUUAUUAUGAGUUA
This is a messenger RNA of Tigriopus californicus, 1386 nucleotides long. Its product is annotated as cathepsin L-like. The record is from RefSeq and is a predicted model, not a curated record. Gene Ontology annotation, biological process: immune response. The coding region runs from base 130 to 1128 and encodes 332 amino acids. Gene Ontology annotation, cellular component: lysosome. NCBI's taxonomy places the organism in Eukaryota, Metazoa, Arthropoda, Copepoda, Harpacticoida, Harpacticidae. The transcript has 4 exons. Gene Ontology annotation, molecular function: cysteine-type endopeptidase activity.